UUUUUGCGCUAUUCCUUUUCGAAUGUAAGAUCUUUGGGACCCACAAUCAAUAAAUACCAUUCCAGUUGUCCUUUUUUCGGGACUAGACGGAUUGAAUAUAACGGCUUCCCGGCAUAGCAAAAUUCUUUUUUGCCGCGGUUUCUGUAAAAGAGCCAAGUUUUGCAAAACGUUGCCUUCAAUUUUUAUCUUAUUUUCCUUAUAAGUUUUUUCGCAAAGAGCCGUGUUGUGUCUUUCUUGACAAUGGAAGCAUCUGAUGGGUCUUCUACAAUUCCCCAUGUGCUCUGGCUUAAUGCAAAAAACACAUCUUUUUAGUUCUAUCAAUUUUUGCCGUCGAUCCUUCGCGGUGCUAGUUUGUCUGCAUUCAUCCCCCCAAUGUCCCUUUUUUCCACAAAAUAUACAAGGGUAUAUUGGGGCUCUCCUCCCACCUUCAGGCUUAUUUUGGUUUUGGUUGUUGUUGUUUUUAUUAUAUUUUGCGCGUGUGUUAAAAUUUUUAUUUUUUGCUUCAGUAUUUGCGAAUGUUCUUGUUACUUCCUUUUCAUUAUUUCUUCUUACAUUUUGGAAGUUUCUUUGGCUUUUUAUGGUAUUUUGCUCAACUUUUUCGUUUGAUUUUGCGUGAAUGGAGAGGACAAGUUCCUCUUUCUCUAUUACUUCACGCAAAGCUUUUCUGAAAGCUGUUGUGUCC
Molecule: messenger RNA, 682 nt
Organism: Meloidogyne enterolobii
Lineage: Eukaryota; Metazoa; Nematoda; Chromadorea; Rhabditida; Meloidogynidae
Source: the annotation of a GenBank genome assembly